This is a messenger RNA of Pundamilia nyererei, 3308 nucleotides long. Its product is annotated as actin-binding LIM protein 1-like. The transcript is spliced from 21 exons. The record is from RefSeq and is a predicted model, not a curated record. Gene Ontology annotation, biological process: cytoskeleton organization; lamellipodium assembly; cilium assembly. Gene Ontology annotation, molecular function: actin filament binding. Gene Ontology annotation, cellular component: stress fiber; actin cytoskeleton. Lineage: Eukaryota; Metazoa; Chordata; Actinopteri; Cichliformes; Cichlidae. Bases 88 to 2211 code for a protein of 707 amino acids.
AUGGACAACACACACUCACGCUGACUCACAAAGUCGAUUUAAUACCUGACAUUCCACACAAGGGCUUGACCUCUUCAAGUUUGCUUUAUGGUUUCUAACCAGCAGUCGGUCUUCAGCCUGAACUGUUUGGCUGAAAGUCUCGACAACAUGAGCGUGUCAAGCCUUCUCAACCUCAGCAACCUGGGCAAGAUCUGCGGCUCCAGCCACAGCAACGACAUGAUAGUUCUGGACCGGGUGAAGAGGAAGAACUCCGUCAGGCGCAUGUCAAUAAUUGAAGACGGUCAACUCGCAGAGGUUCUCUACUUGAUUCCAAAGCAGUCCUUAAUGGAGCAGCUACCGUUCCUCAACCCUAACGACUACAUUCUGUGUGAAAAGCUGGCAGGUAUACCUGCAGAGCUGUCAGUACUACACACCCAGGAUAGCUGCCACCCCUGCCCUCCAGCAGGGAAGAAGGUCAUCUGCUGCUUCAGGUGUGGGGAGUCAUGCAGAGGAGAGGUGCUGCGUGUUCAGAGCAGCUACUUCCACAUAAACUGCUUUACAUGCAAAGUGUGUGGCUGUGAUUUAGCUCAGAGUGGCUUCUUCAUGAGGAAUGGGGACUACCUCUGCCCGCUGGACUUCCAGCGACGUCAUGGCACAGCUUGCAACAGCUGUGGAGAAUUUGUGGAGGGAGAGGUGGUUACGGUGUUGGGGAAGACCUACCACCCAGCCUGCUUUGUUUGCGCCAUUUGCAAACAGCCUUUUCCUGCUGGGAAUUGUGUCACCUUCAUUGGAAGGGACUGCCUCUGCCAGCGCUGUAUGGAACCUGUGUCGCCGUCUCCAAACGCCACCAGCUAUUCCAGCAACUGCACUGGCUGUGGGAGAGACAUCAAGAAUGGACAGGCUCUAUUAGCCCUCGGAGGCCAGUGGCACCUAGGCUGCUUCAAGUGUAAAACCUGCAGGAAAGCGUUGAGCGGAGAAUAUAUCAGCAAGGAUGGAGUUCCCUACUGUGAGAGAGACUACCAGAUUCAGUUUGGGGUAAAAUGUGAAGCAUGUCAGAAGUUUAUAACUGGAAAACUCUUAGAGGCUGGGGACAGACAUUAUCACCCCAGCUGUGCAAGAUGCAGCCAAUGCGACAGGAUGUUCACAGAAGGAGAAGAAAUGUAUGUGCAAGGAUCAGUAAUUUGGCACCCAGAUUGCAGAGAAACCAGCAGAAUGGAGGACAGCUACAGGGUCGGGAGACCUAAAACGCCCUGUCUUGAUUUCUUUUUCCCUCAACAUGAACUGAAGCAAACUAGAUCAUCAUCUGAAAGCUCCUGUUCCAGGCCGGGCUCAUGCACUCCUGGCAGCCCAGGUCGAACCAUCUGUGCCAAAGUAGAUAAUGAGAUCAUUGAUUACAGAGACUUAGCAGCAAUUCCCAGAGUCAAGGCUAUAUAUGAUAUUGAGUAUCCUGAUAUGAUAUCUUAUAAGUCUGUGAAUGACCACCCCUCUACUUUGGAUGAGAAAGGAAACACACAACACAGCCAAAGAGUCCAAAAAAGUCCUGCAGAGUCACCAGAAAUCAAAACUGAACCCACAGAGGAGAGUUUUGAAAUAAGAACACGUGUACCCAAAUCUAAAAGCCAAGGGCCUUUCGGACUUCCUACAAUGUAUCAUCGCCAUAGCUACACUCCAACUUCGUCCAGAUCACCACAACACUUCCACCGACCAGGGUUCCCGCUUUCUUCCUCUUUAUUCUGUGGCAACACUGGCACUUCCCCUCCUUCUCUUUUAUAUCACACCUUUCCCUCUCAAAGCAAAGCAGACGAAAGCUUCAACGUGUACAGGAGGGCCCCGAUUUAUAAACAGCAAGAUCCAAAUUCCUCGACAUCCCCAGCAUCCUCUUUGCCCGGUCGGAACAGCCUCAGCCCGCCACGGCCAGCUGAUUUCUCCCACUACCAUGACGACAGAUGCAGAGACUUCAGGCUCAUCUAUGACCAUCAGUACCCAUUAACACAAAUGGAGAGAGGAGUGUCUAUGCCUAAUUUGUUGGAACCAAAUAUCUAUCCAUAUGAAAUGCUCACAGUUAGUAACAGAGGACGAGUGAAGCUUCCCAGGGAUGUUGACAGAACAAGACUUGAGCGUCACCUGUCCCCAGAAUCAUUCCUCCAGAUCUUUGGAAUGGAUAUUCAAGAAUUUGACAGACUUCCACUUUGGAAACGUAAUGACAUGAAGAAGAAAGCCGAUCUUUUCUAAUACAUGCUGUGAAUAUGCGAUGCACGAGUUCCUUUGAACCUGUAUGUUUAUUCCGAUGUAAAAAAUAGCACAAAAAGUAAGGACAUUUGUGGUUGGUUGAUUUUUCUUCUUUUGUCUUUUUAAUUUUUUUGUAACAAUUGCAUUUGUAGAUUCAAUAGCAAAAUAACUGGUAGAGAAGAUUUGGCAAUUUUUUUCAUGGACGCAACCCACAGACUGCUCAACCUACAAAUACAUUUUCUUACAAAUGUAGCACCAUUUAAGGGAGAAUAAACCGGCUUUUCAGCCACAUAAGAUUUGUUGCCAAGAAGCAUUGUUCAAAGCAUCAACCAAACAAAUGUCCUUACUUUCUGUACUAAAUUUAUUUGGCACAGAAAUAUGAAAUGUUUCCCUAAAAUCCGGACAGUUCACAAUUAUCCUGGGACACUGUACCUUUAUCACUUUUUUUUAGUUGUUCAUAGGUUAGAGUAAGGAAUAAUAGCAUAAUUAAUAUUAUAAUAUUCAAAACUUAACCUUAUUUAUUUGUGUUUCCACGGGCAGCCGUGUAUCCUCUAGAUUCCCUGCUUAUAUUAAACAACUCUAUAUUUUUAUUCUUGGAAUCUGCUAGAGCAGCUGUUCAUGAUUCACAGUUUUAAAUAAUUUUCCUUUCCCUCUCCUUUAUGACAACUUUCUUCUGGUUCGUAGAUGUCCUCACAACAGAUCUGUGCCUGAGAUGACAAUAUUAAUACAUCAUACAGAGCCAAGGGUAGAAAAAACUGUCAGUGUUUAGCGGUUUAAAGCCUGAACUUCAGACGCAUAGAUAUUAUCGCUUGGAUCAUUUGAAACCAUGGCCUUGUUUAACAUGAGCCUCCACCAUAGUAACUGUAUGCAACACUAUAUGGACAAUAGUAUUGGACCAUGCCUCUAGGAUCACUGAAUUUAAGUGUGGUACUGUAAUUGGAUGCCACUGUUGCAGAAAGUAAUUUUGUGAAAAGCCUUCCCUUCCAGAUACUGAGUGAUCAGCUCUGAGACAUUUUAUGCUACACUCAGCAGGCACUUUGUUAGUGUCGCUCAGUUUGAACUUCAGCAGGUCAUGUUCACCAGCGGUCCCCAACCAGACC